GCGGAACAAACGAAAGUACACUACGACAUACGCAUCAAAAUCAUCGUGCACUAUCUUAUGAGGGAAAUAUUCCGCGCCGGGAUUUCUAGCUUUCCAUGUCCAGGAACAACCUAAUUCUCUUGCUCGUCUUCAGUGCCGGUUUCGUUUGUGGCUACUACGCCCAUAUACUUCGUAUAAAGUAUCUCCGUAAGAAGCACGAUUUUCUACAGAGGAAAGUGAAGGCGGUUGAACAGCUUCUGAAUAACUAAUUGAAAACAUUCUGCGCAGAAUGACUUCGGAGGAGGAGAAUCUUUACGGUAUUUCCUGGUCCAAUCCUGCUUGGAGUCAUCUGUUGUGCGCAGCCAAUGUGUUGGAUUAUUUCUGUGACCUAUCUAAUCCAUUCUACGAUCGGCAGUGCAACAACGAGGUUAUCCGCAUGCAGCGCCUUAGCGCAGAACAGUUACUUUGCAUGACCGGCGUUGAGUUCUAUUUGCACCAUGCACAGGAACCUAUUUUGUUCAUCAUUCGGAAACAACAGCGGCUUACCAGCACACAAGUUACUCCCCUCGCUUACUACUAUAUCAUCAACGGCACCGUGCUGCAAGCACCUGACCUUACCACUCUGCUCAGUUCGCGGUUGCUGACGACAGUGAACAGUUUGAACAAGGCCCUACAGACUUUGGCUCCUUGUGCCCGCUACCAUCCAUCGGACGGUUCCUAUUCGUGGGAUGAUCCCAAUACAUUGUUAGGAUUAACCAAUGUGGAUACGGAAGGUGUUGUCAGUCCAGUCAAAUCCGGCCAAUCAUCCAAGUCAGAGCAGCCCCCGGCCAACCUGUUCCAAGUGCAGCGAGCGGACUUUCUCCUAGCCGAGUGGGCUAAUCGCUUCCCUCUUCCGUCGCCAGCCUUUGCCAACGCAGUCAGUGGGGCAUCGUUCCCUUCAAGCACAGUGGCGCUGCCGAUGACCACGUCCCAUUCUAUUUCCUUACCCGGUACGAUAAAGGAAGAACCAACAACCGGUGAACCCGUACAGAUGGUGAGACCCUCAGUGAAGCCCACAGUUCUUCCCCCGAAUGUGCCAGCCCCAGGCAGUUUCCCCUCGUCACCACAAAUGGACAAGAAACCACGCGUUUGAAACCCACCUACAUUUGGUUGUAUAAAUUUCA
Molecule: messenger RNA, 1142 nt
Organism: Opisthorchis viverrini
Lineage: Eukaryota; Metazoa; Platyhelminthes; Trematoda; Opisthorchiida; Opisthorchiidae
Exons: 4
Coding region: 269-1111 (280 amino acids)
Biological process (GO): regulation of transcription by RNA polymerase II
Cellular component (GO): core mediator complex; mediator complex
Molecular function (GO): transcription coactivator activity
Source: RefSeq, a predicted model, not a curated record